Messenger RNA from Struthio camelus australis, 2734 nucleotides. RefSeq names its product chromosome 15 C16orf89 homolog (gene C15H16orf89). The record is from RefSeq and is a predicted model, not a curated record. Gene Ontology annotation, cellular component: membrane; cytosol. NCBI's taxonomy places the organism in Eukaryota, Metazoa, Chordata, Aves, Struthioniformes, Struthionidae.
CGCGCUGAUUCCCCCCCUCCACCGCAUGGAAAUGCUUUCUCAGUACCUCCUCACCUGCACCAGCAGCUUUCUGUGCCUCAGGUGCAGAGUGACAGUCCCUUACCUCUCCUGUCCCUGCCUGUGAGCACGAGGGUUCCUCCCUACCAAUUGCUGCUGACAACAGUUUUAUCCAAGCUAAGGAGGGAGGACUGGAUUUGACCUGAUGAACCAAAUUGCCAAGUGCUUUGACUGACAUUAAAAGGAACGGGACAUUUACCUAGCAUCGAAGAUAGCAGCCAGGCUUUCUGUGAGACCGUAGCAUUUCUGCGGUUAACGUGGGAAGGGGAAGUACAGGAAGUGAAGAACAGGAGCUGCUGUGACAUUUGGGGCUUACACAAGCCUCUGAACAAAGUAGCAAUGUCUUAUACUCUCUUCUUGCUGCUAAUCUCGCUCUCCAAGUCCAGCUUGUUGAGAAGUGAGCCUGAUGUGAGGAGCUCCAUCCUUCUUGCGCUUGAGAAAGCGACUGUCUUCAUGGAGAGUCAGUAUCAGGACAUCAAUUUAGAUGCGGUGUUGGGAUUUCAUAUUUUGCAAGGUUAUUUGGAAGGAACCCUAGAAAAAUGGUCCUCAGAGCAUCAAUCGCUUGCUCAACGUGCCCAAGUUGAGAGCUUGGUGAGGAAGUUGUCUUCUGUGAUUGAAAAAGCAACUCAUUUUCUAGCACAGAAUGACCCCAAAUAUUUCAAAGAAUUUGAACCGAUUUUAGGACCAGAUUUUUGGGUCUUUCCUCGACUGUGGAACCAAACUGAUUCCUUGCUGGCUUACUCUGCAUUUGGUGGUACCAAGUGUCUUACAGAGGAAAUAAGCGACUUGUGCUUGACGUAUUUGCUGGGAACAGGGAAAGAAAGUGGCAAGUCCUGCAUUGUCACAAGCACCUGUAGGAACAUAAUGACAAAGCUUGGUUGCUCAGAUUACUCCCUGUCCCAUCAGCUUUUUUACUUCAUGUUUGCUGAUCUGAAAGGAUGCUCAGAUCAUCUGUUCCUGAGGGCCCAGUAUUACAAGAAUAUUUUCUGUGCUAGCAUGAUGAAAAUAAACCUGGAAAUUGAAACCAAUGGAUUCCAGUUUUCUUCUCGAGACCUCUUCAUGGAAAAUAUUAUGUUCUGUGGCAUGUCUGGUUUCUCAGACUUCUACAAACUCAGAUGGCUGGAGGCCAUUCUCACUUGGCAGAAGGCUAACGAAGGAUGCUUUGGAAAACCUAGUAAGGAUUUUGAACACACCUCUGGAGGAACAGACCAAAAACAUCUGCUAAGGAGAAUUAAGAGAAGGGAGAAGCUGUUUGCAGAUGGAUGUUCCUCUCAUAACACGGCUGUUGCAGUAGGAACACUUGGGGGGUUCCUCUACUACUACUGCUGACAAUGACAGUGCAUUACAGACUGUCAACUGGGAAUGCCACUUCCACACAGAGGUGAUUGAUUGGCCCUUGAGUAAUACCAGUGCUCACUCCAGAGUGAAAUGACUUUGAAGCACAAUCUUCUCUUGCAAUACAAGGAGCAGCCCCACUUUGGGAGCCAGUUUUUAAUUAUAGCAAUACUGGAUAGUCCUGUACAAUGCUGUUUUUACUGACACGUUUCAGAGUAUCCCAGAGGGUCAGGGAUUAGUUCAGUGCAGCCCCAUUACCACUGAAUACGUACAUUGUUCUCUAGCUCAAAUUCUACUAUUUCCAAGGAGAUCCUCAACUUUAUUGGGACUGGAUUAAUAUCCUGAAUAUUUCUCUGAUCAGUCUCUCCAUUUGCUGUCUCAAGCCCUGAUCCUGCCAGGUACUAAACACCUUCAGCAUCUGCAUUCUACCAGGUUCUAGUACAUACACACAGUAAGCAAUUUUCAACUGUUUUCAGUUUGCUGAUACCUAUUUUCUAGUGGAAAUGCAGGUGUCAAGAGGAAACAGAAGCCUCCUGACACAAACAUUUACAUUAUUACCUGGACAAGACCCCGUGGAAGUAACUGAUGAACCCCAGGGUGAAAAUCAUUAAGUUAGAGCCCUUUUCAGGAGCUUGAAGCUUGGUUAAAUGUAUUGACCAUGAAUGAAAUAAAACGUAUCACGCAGUGCAAGGAACAAAUGGUAUUUCUUCACUACAGAUAGACAUGAAUAAAGGAUGCUCUUCUUUUGGCCCUGAUGGCCACCCAAUCUGAACGUUGCCGUCGUGGUACUCUGGUUAUUUUGCAAAAUGUUUCUUUCUUUUACCGAUAUUACAAAAACAGCUGUUCGAUAUUUUACUUCCACUAUAAUUCAGUUCUCCAUAUUGCCUACCAGCAAAUUUGUAGUAACAAUAAAACCUCUUAUAGCACAUAACUGAUUAGCUAUGUGGGCAUACUGGCUCAACAAGAUAGUAAAGCCUUGAAUGUUUGCUCAAAGAUCCGGUUUGGAAUGAAUCUUUUUCUCAUUAGGGAAACAAAGACUCUGGUCUUUUCAAGGGAAAACCACUGUCCCAGAUCCCAAACUACCUUUACACAUACAGCCCUGGUAUUGCCAGACACACAUUCAUACAAACUUGUAGGAGAUCUAGGCUUCUAGGAUCUCUUGUUUCAUUCUCCCCUCGGAUCAGACAGCUACUUGCUUAUGGUCGUGCAUUCACCUAAUGCAAAAGGCAAAUUGCUUUUCAUAUGUACUUCCUUGAAUAGAGUGCAAAUAUGACAUCCUGUGAUGGAGUCAAUGACUGAUUGUUUCCUGGACGUAUAACACUGCUAAUUCCAUAUAUUUGUA